Colletotrichum graminicola M1.001 is the source of this 792-nucleotide messenger RNA. Its product is annotated as peroxidase. Gene Ontology annotation, molecular function: heme binding; peroxidase activity. The transcript is spliced from 3 exons. The coding region runs from base 1 to 792 and encodes 263 amino acids. The record is from RefSeq and is a predicted model, not a curated record. NCBI's taxonomy places the organism in Eukaryota, Fungi, Ascomycota, Sordariomycetes, Glomerellales, Glomerellaceae. Gene Ontology annotation, biological process: response to oxidative stress.
AUGCAAUUCUCUCGGAGAUGCACUUCUUUCCUGGCAGCCUCUCUAUCAGUCACCACGAUCUGCAAUGCACAUGCACGAUCCUGCCCCCCGGUCUGGACCGAGAUUGCAGCUGACCUGAAAGGUUCCUUUGCAGGCUGUCCCAGUGAGGCGAGACAGGCAAUUCGUGCCGCAUUCCAUGACUGUUUCCCUGGAUCAUGCGACGGGUCGUUGAUACUAGCCAACGAGUGCUUUGAUAGAGAGGAAAACAUGCAGAUGCAACCGAUUUGCGACAUAUUGGGUGAAAAAGCCGCUGCAUACAAUGUCAGCACCGCCGACAUGAUACAAGCGGCAGCAGCUUUCGGCGUUGCAGCCUGUGGUGGUCCCAAAAUCUACUUCCUCGUUGGGCGAAAGGAUUCAUCCGUACCCAGCACCGAGGGCGUGCUGCCCACACAAGAUUCAGACGCAGCUACCCAGAUCACCGCCUUCAAGAAGAAAGGAUUCUCUGCUACGGAUCUUGUGGCCCUUGUCGGGGCCCAUAGUGCGGGACGGAGCUUACAGGAGCUGUCUUUCGACUCGACCCCGGAGGAGCUGGAUAGCACCGUUUUCUACCCGGAAACGCUAGAGGAGACGACACCGACCUCCUUGGGCAGCGAUGUUGCGCUCGGUAAUGAUAAAGCGACUAAGCAUAUCUGGAAAAGAUUUGGGGCCAGCCAGACACAGUGGAACUCUGCAUUCAAGCUAGCAAUGGGGAAGAUGAGUAUCAUGGGAAAUAACUUGGGGAAGCUGACCGAUUGCUCAAAGUUGGUGGCCUGA